AUGAAGGCUGCAUCUACCAGCUUGUUUGCGCUGAGUUUACUCGCGACGGUCGUGAACGCCAAAGCGCCGGCCUGCGUCAACCUUGAGCAGAACGUCGACUACUACGGUAACGACAUUGCGAGCGUCGUCGAGUCCAACUACCAAAAGUGCUGCACGUGGUGCCACAUCGUCGAUGGUUGCACGGUGUACGUUUGGAAUAGCUACAAUGGUGGCACGUGCUGGUUGAAGUCGAAGAAGGGUCCGUCAUCCACACAAUCGGGGGCCUAUGCCGGCUCGAUUCCCAGCACACCCGCUUCGACACCAACGCUUCCGCCGACCUCUGCUCCCACGCCAACACCGACUCCAACACCGACGGAGACACCGACGCCAAGCCCGGCGGCCACACCGACACCGACACCUACACCGACGCCAACACCGACGCCGAGCCCGACGCCGACGCCGGCGCCAACGGCGAUUCAGUUGUGCACGUUGAAGAAGACGAUCCUCUCCGAGUGGAACGGCAACUUGUACGUCGACACGAUCAAGGGCAACAACAACGAGAAGUUCCUGCUCUUGGAGACCGCUGGCAUUCAAUCAGUGAGCAGCGGCUCGGGCUGCCUCACGACCAGCAGUGCGUCUAAUAGCAUUUCGGUCACCAAGUGCUCCGGUGCACCGUCGCAGGCGUGGAAGUUCGACCCGGUCGCCAAGCGAGUCACCAACGGCAAGCUCUGUCUCGUUUCGGCGCCGUCGUCACCUGGCGCAUCACCCACUGUCGCGGCCUGUUCGUCGUCUGCCGACUCGCAGUACUUCGAUAGUUGCGCCACCGUUCCGAGCCCGACGACCACACCGACACCGACACCUACACCGACGCCGACACCUACACCGACGCCGGCGCCAACGGCGAUUCAGUUGUGCACGUUGAAGAAGACGAUCCUCUCCGAGUGGAACGGCAACUUGUACGUAGACACGAUCAAGAACAGCAACAAUGAGAAGUUCCUGCUCUUGGCGACCACUGGCAUCCAAUCAGUGAGCAGCGGCUCAGGCUGCCUCACGACCAGCAGUGCGUCUAAUAGCAUUUCGGUCACCAAGUGCUCCGGUGCACCGUCGCAGGCGUGGAAGUUCGACCCGGUCGCCAAGCGAGUCACCAACGGCAAGCUCUGUCUCGUUUCGGCGCCGUCGUCACCUGGCGCCUCGCCCACUGUCGCGGCCUGUUCGUCGUCCGCCGUCUCGCAGUACUUUGACAGCUGUGCCAGCGUCCCGAGCACCGUGCGGCUUGUGACCAAGAGAAACGCGUACUUGUACCAAGCCAACAGCGGCGUCUUUGCCGGUGCCAACAGCGACGACAUCAACCGCCUCUUCGUGUACAAUGCAGCGGCGCAGACGCUCCAGGCGCAAGGCAACGGGCAGUGCCUUGGAACUCCGGUGCUGCAGUUGCGUGCGUGCGACGGCAGCGCCAAUCUUAAGUGGUCCAUCGACGCCGUCAACCGCAAGGUCAAGACAUCGGGGCUCAACAACAUUUGCUUGGAUGUCGACCCAACGAACGCGAGUCGCGCCGCGCAGGUGUGGACUUGUUUUGCCAACAACGACAACCAAGUCAUUUCCGUCGUACCCUACUAA
Molecule: messenger RNA, 1596 nt
Organism: Saprolegnia parasitica CBS 223.65
Lineage: Eukaryota; Oomycota; Saprolegniomycetes; Saprolegniales; Saprolegniaceae
Exons: 2
Coding region: 1-1596 (531 amino acids)
Biological process (GO): proteolysis
Cellular component (GO): extracellular region
Molecular function (GO): protein binding
Source: RefSeq, a predicted model, not a curated record